AUGCGUCCGCUCACCGACGAGGAGACCAAGACGCUCUUCACAAAGCUCUCGCACUACAUCGGCGCCAACAUCGUGCACCUCGUCGACCGCGACGAUGCGCCGCACGUCUUCCGCCUGCACCGCGACCGCGUCUAUUACGCCUCCGAGGAGAGCAUGCGUCUCGCCGUCUCCGUCGCGCGGCCAAAUCUCGUCUCGCUGGGCACGUGCUUCGGCAAGUUCUCCAAGACGGGCAAGUUCCGCCUGCACAUCACCGCGCUCGACUACCUCGUGCAGUACGCCAAGCACAAGGUCUGGAUCAAGCCCAACGGCGAGCUGCCGUUCCUCUACGGCAACCACGUCGUCAAGGCGCACCUCGGCCGCAUCUCCGACGACACGCCCGAGCAUGCGGGCGUCGUGGUGCUGAGCAUGAGCGGCACGGGGCUGGGCUUCGGCGUGACGGCGCGCUCCACGCUCGACACGCGCAAGAUGGACCCGACCAGCAUCAUCGUCUUCCACCAGGCGGAUACGGGCGAGUUCAUCCGCGACGAGGACACGCUCUUCUAG
Messenger RNA from Tilletiopsis washingtonensis, 543 nucleotides. RefSeq names its product 60S ribosome subunit biogenesis protein NIP7. The record is from RefSeq and is a predicted model, not a curated record. NCBI's taxonomy places the organism in Eukaryota, Fungi, Basidiomycota, Exobasidiomycetes, Entylomatales. Gene Ontology annotation, molecular function: RNA binding. Gene Ontology annotation, cellular component: nucleolus; preribosome, large subunit precursor; nucleus. The coding region runs from base 1 to 543 and encodes 180 amino acids. Gene Ontology annotation, biological process: ribosomal large subunit biogenesis; ribosome assembly. The transcript is spliced from 4 exons.